This is a messenger RNA of Trichomycterus rosablanca, 2865 nucleotides long. RefSeq names its product tubulin tyrosine ligase-like family, member 6 (gene ttll6). Gene Ontology annotation, biological process: protein polyglutamylation; microtubule cytoskeleton organization. The coding region runs from base 231 to 2579 and encodes 782 amino acids. Gene Ontology annotation, cellular component: cilium. The record is from RefSeq and is a predicted model, not a curated record. Gene Ontology annotation, molecular function: tubulin binding; tubulin-glutamic acid ligase activity. Lineage: Eukaryota; Metazoa; Chordata; Actinopteri; Siluriformes; Trichomycteridae. The transcript is spliced from 16 exons.
GCAAAUCUACUCAGUGUGAAACGACUUGGGAACAGUGUAGCGGACUCUCACGGCAUUUAUAAUAAAGACACGUCUUUGUUAUUAAAAGCUCUAUGGCAUACAUAUGUCUGCCCAGUAGGAGAAAUGAGCAGCCCAAACAGAUAUGUAGAUGGAGUUUAAUCCCACCUGAUGCUUAAGAGGCCUCUGCCAACAUUGUCAGUCUGUUCCUAGCUACAUCAAAAUCUCUGAGCAUGGGGUCUCCUGAAGACAGUCUAGAGCCCCAAAACUCUGUUCACGAUGAGCCUAAUGCAGGGGAGGAGGGGGAGGGCUGUGGCAGUGAUGGCCAUGUCAAAUCCUGCACCUCAACCUUUUUAUCUGUUGAAAGCAAGAAGAAAAAGAAGAAGAAGAAAAAAGGAUUGUUGAUUAAUUUGACUAAUUGUAAAUAUGAGAGUGUACGUCGUGCUUCUCGCAGAUAUGGCCUGCGAGAGGCCGGGGAAGGAGAAGACUGGACCUUAUUUUGGACAGACUGUUCUGUCUCUUUGGAUAGAGUCAUGGAAAUGAAGCGAUAUCAGAAAAUCAACCAUUUUCCAGGAAUGAGUGAGAUCUGUAGGAAAGAUCUUCUUGCAAGAAACCUAAACCGUAUGUUGAAACUCUUUCCCAAAGACUAUAGCGUCUUUCCCCGCACUUGGUGCCUUCCUGCAGAUUACAGUGAUUUUCAAGCCUAUACCAGAGCCAAAAAGCACAAAACCUAUAUUUGCAAACCAGAGUCAGGUUGCCAAGGUCGUGGGAUCUUUCUCACUAAGUCCAGCAAAGACAUUCGGCCAGGUGAACACAUGAUCUGCCAGGUGUAUAUUUCCAAGCCCUUUAUAAUUGAUGGAUUUAAGUUUGACUUACGGGUUUACGUUUUGGUGACUAGCUGUGACCCAUUCCACAUCUUUGUGUACAAUGAGGGACUGGCUCGUUUCUGCACGAACCAGUACAACGAGCCCAACAGCAGCACCUUGGAUGAUGUUUGCAUGCACUUGACUAACUAUGCAAUCAACAAGCACAGUAAGAAUUUUGUUUCCGAUGAUGACAGGGGCAGUAAACGGAAGCUUUCUACAUUUAACAAGCAUCUAGAGGACAUGUCUUACAACCCAGAAAAGGUGUGGGCAGAUAUUGAGGAUGGCAUUAUUAAAACUCUCAUCUCAGCUCAUCCUGUUCUCAAGCACAACUACAACACCUGCUUCCCUAACCAUACGAUAGGAAGUGCCUGCUUUGAGAUCUUGGGCUUUGAUGUACUGCUGGACCAUCGACUUAAACCCUGGUUGCUGGAGGUCAAUCACUCUCCUAGCUUCACCACAGACUCACAACUGGACCGUGAAGUGAAAGAUAGCUUGCUGUAUGACACACUGGUUCUGAUUAACCUGGGUGCAUGUGACCGCAAGAAGAUUAUGGAAGAGGAGAAGCGCAGAGUUAAAGAAAGACUUCAGCAGAAUCGUUCCAGAGAGUCCAGGACUGAGGAACUUCGGCAGUGCCAAGCAGCCAGCAUGGAGCAGAUGCAGAGAUAUGAAGCUAAACACCUUGGGGGGUUUCGUCAGAUCUUCCCCAGAGAGGGAGCUGAAAAAUAUGAGAAAUACUUUCAACACAGCAGUUCUCUGUUCCAGGAGACUGCAGCCUCCAAAGCGAGGGAGGAGUGUUCUAGGCAGCAGCUACAGGAGCUUCGCCUGAAGCAAGACCAGAAGGAACGACAGCAGAAAGGUAAUUACAAGAAAGAUCUACAGGGAGAAUCAGCAGGAGAAAAAGCCAAAUCAUGCAAAGUACAAAGUCACCUCGCACUCUCUAAAGUGAGCUCUGAACAACACAACCUGGUGUCUGUGCCCCCACUUCCGACUUCAGCAGAAGAGACUUCCAUGCCAGUGGACAUGUUUGAAGAGGAGGAGGUGAAAAGAAUCGAUGCACUUUGCCAAAGAGAGAACCUUUUGCGGAAAUUGGGUGUGGUUGAUCAGGUGCAUCGGCUGCUACAGGGUACCCAGCCACCUCCUAAUCCUGGAAUGCACCCACAAGAACAAAUAUGUUGUCAUUCAAAGAACAGACAUGAAAGACCCAUCAAGUUGGAGUCUAUGGCAGAGUUUUGGAAGCAUACAUUUCCCAGUGCUAUGAUUCAGAGGCAGGUUUCUUCAGGACUAAAGCCAUGCCUGCAGUAUGUUCAUGCUCGGCACAUGCAGGAGAGCACAACACUAGGCUUAAUGGGCUGGAAGCCUUUACAUAUGGUUUCUAAAGAUGCAGUUGAAAUGACAGGAGCAUCAGAAAUGGAGCAGCAAGUUAUCAAAGAUCAUAGAAAGACUACCAGUGCAUACUGCAUACCAUGGAAAAGUACUAGCUCUCUGGUUAGGCAGGGCAGUAUUAGCUCAUCUUUUCUUGAGUCAAGGACCCGAACUACCAAGAUAAAUGUGCAACUUCCAAGACAAUUGCACUGUGCUCCAGUAUCUUCUGAGCAUGGAACUAUCCCGAAUCUGUACAUCAUCUCCACUCCAGCAACCCUGGUCCCUCGGUCAGAUCUUACCUACACCCUUCUCAAGGCCUCACGAAAAAUCAAUCAGAAAAGACAGGGCUACUGAUGUGGGGCACACUGCUGAAAAAAGCCAAACCUAGGAUUUCCCAUCCAGUACUACCUGUUCUUUCUCUCUUUUCAUGUCCUAACCUUUCUCAUGAGAACUAGGAUUUUUUUUUAUUCAUGUAUAAGUAUUAUAUAGUAUUAUAUAAUACUUUUGGAAUAGAAGAUUAACUGGAGUCUGCUGUAGGUAAGAUUUUUUCAAGUUUUGCUCCAGAUGUUAGAUAUGUUUAUUUGUACAAGGAUAUGAAUGUAAAGUAUACAUAUGUAAUACAAAGCUUUAUAUCCUUUAA